AUGGGUCGGCUUCCGAAGAAGGUGACCCUGGGGUACGUCCGCGACGACUCGACCCGGCGCUCUAGGUACAAGCAGCGUCUGAAGGGGCUGAUGAAGAAGGCGGGCGAGCUGGGCACCCUGUGCGACGUCGAGACCUGCGUGGUGGUGUACGGCGAGGGCGGGGCGGCGCCUGAGGUGUUUCCUUCCCCUGACAAGGCGGUGGGUAUCCUGAAUGGAUUCAAGAGCAUGCCGGAGCUGGGGCAUUGCAAGAAGACGAUGGACCAGGAGGGCUUACUCACCGAGGGCAUUGCCAAGCUCCAGGAGAAAGUCGACAAGUCCCGCCGCGAAUGCCAGGACCGCGAGACCAGGUACCUCCUGCAACAGAUCAUGGACGGGAACCUCCCGGGCCUCGUUGGCAUCAGCGUGGAGCAGCUCGCCCGCGUUGGCUACAAGGUGGAGGAGCUGAUGAAGAGCUUGGGCGAACGCAUGGGGAAAACUCAUUCCCAGGCGCCGCCGCCAGCUCCAUGCGUCACCACCGGCAGCAUAGACAUGGGGUCUCCGGCGCUGUAUCAGGCGCCAGAACAACAGCAGGAGGGCACCCUGGUCGGUGGCUACGCUGGUGGUCACGACGGGGCCGACUUCACCGGCGGUGAUACGGUGAUGCAGAUGCAGUCCUUCAAUCUGGAGUUUGGUUCGUGUCAUUUCCCUCCCAUGUACCAGGCGCCGCCGCCAGCUCCAUGGGUCACCACCGGCAGCGUAGACAUGGGGUCUACAGCGCUGCAUCAGGCGCCAGUGCAGCGGCAGGAGGGCACGCUGCUGAGCUCCGGAGGGGAUCUUGGCACCCUGGUCUACGGUGGCUACGCUGGUGGCCACGAAGGGGCCGGCUUCACCGGCGGUGAUAUGAUGAUGCAGAUGCAGUCGUUCAAUCUGGAGUUCGAUUGGAGUCAGUUCCCUCCCAUGUAA
This is a messenger RNA of Triticum urartu, 942 nucleotides long. Its product is annotated as agamous-like MADS-box protein AGL80. The record is from RefSeq and is a predicted model, not a curated record. Gene Ontology annotation, molecular function: cis-regulatory region sequence-specific DNA binding; DNA-binding transcription factor activity, RNA polymerase II-specific; protein dimerization activity. Gene Ontology annotation, biological process: positive regulation of transcription by RNA polymerase II. NCBI's taxonomy places the organism in Eukaryota, Viridiplantae, Streptophyta, Magnoliopsida, Poales, Poaceae.